GGAAAACCGUCGUCGUGAUGGCGUCGACGUCGGCGUACCAAAUCUCCCUCGAACCCGACCGAGACACACCCGGCGUGCUCCUACACUCGACCGAGUCGUCGCCCUUUCUCAAUUACGACACUCUUCUCGACCAUGCGUCGCCGUCAUCGUCGUCUGAGCUCGAGUCGCUGCGCACUGUGGACCUGACGUCGCCCUCAGCUCUUCACCAUGACCUCUAUGCUGCAUUUGAUUCCAACUCGUCGUCACCUGGCAUCAUGUUCGACGUGCCUCCUCCAGACCCCGAUUCCGUUUCGCCAACGGACGAUGUGCCAGUGGCCAUCUUGAGCUCUGCAGCAAUUCCAAACACGGACAGUCUUGGCGAGGACCAUCAAGCCCCUGUGUCCCAAAGCCCAACGGCUGUGGAAAUGUCUACGACUCACGCUUCCAAGCACCUGUCGACGGACACAACAGGCGACCGUAGAUUGGAUCCAUUGCAGCCGUUCGUUUCGUUUCAUGGGCAUCGGAUCUCUCCAAGUGAUGGGCGUGAAUAUUUCGCCCUCGACCCGGACGAUGGCCACCAUGACGGAGCUGCUUUCAAGGGCGACAUGGCCCUUGGCAGUCACCACCCCAACAAGCAAGCGCAAGAUCUCUUGACGCGUCUGUGCUGCGCGUUGCAAGUGCACUACAACGGAUCAAUUUGCAAUACCUCGUCCGAUUCGAGCCACUCGUUUGUCAGCGUCGAAUGGACGGUGGUCGACGCGGUGCACGGCUCGUGGCGCGAUGCACACCUUUACAACGUCACGUUUCAAUUGGCAAACGAGAGCCACGACAUCCACACGAUUUUUGAUGACGUGGCGGUCGACAGGUUUCUGUCGAGUCCAGUUGUACAUGUUGUAUCUCUGCCGCCUCCGCGCAGUCUCGACCUGGCUUCGCCGGUCGAAUGGUGGUUCCGUCUAGGGCUUACGGGUGUAGCGGCGCACGACGAAGGUUUCUUUGCAGAUUGGAUGGCUGUGCCGAUGGCGUCACCAUUGCCACCUCACCGUCUCGACUUUCACACAACUGCUACCCCCUCAACAGUGAGUUUUCACUGGAGUCCGUGGCCAUCCAACUUUGUGUGGCCACACGUUCGUGUCGCGAUGCGGCGAGAGUUUGGCGGGCGUGAUGUUGGUGGACAUUUUGAAUGGUUCACAGCGUUCGACGGCGCCGUGCCACCAGACGAAGCCACCGUGACUAUCCCUUCGCUCACUCCAAACGCAUGGUACACGUGCCGGGUCACGGUCCGUCCGACGCCACGGCCAAGCCAUAUUCGUGGGCCCUGUGGCAUUCUCUGGACGCAAUCUCGGGAUUUCGAAUGGAUGGCUGUGGAGCGUCGAGUAUGCACAGCCCCCCUGGCUCUGUCUUGGAUCGGGAUCGGAGGACACUGGUGGAUACACGUUGACGCUAUCGACGAUAGCUUCCAGCACGUGACUACUGAAGUGGACGUGACUACAGCCACGCGUCGGACCUCAGUCAACCGGGUCGACUUGUCGGGAGGUGCUGGUGUUGCUCUGCUCGAAGGCGUGCAAGAUCGCGGCGAGUACAUGGUGCAAGUGAUCCGCACUGGAUGCAUCGACGACUCGAGCGAACCAACCUUCAUCGCAAAAUCGGACGUCGUGCACCUGUCUACGCACAGCCCGGCUCGACUGCCGCAGCUUCAUCCCCAUCCCACAAAUCCCGUCGUUGUGACGUGGCGCCCGCUCACGACGGUUCUCGCGAGCUUCCUCGCCACCGUCAUGUUCGUCAAUUUGGAGCAACAAGUUGUGGCCGAUGGAACGUGGGUCGUCGUUGCGUCCGUGUCUAAAGACGACCAAGCAUUCAACACGACGGCCAGCGCCACCCAGGCGACCACUUCAGGCUAUCGGUUGGCGGCGUAUGCCGUAGGUGCGGACGCGCUGCGCUGCAUCGCGACAAGCAAUACCGUGUACAUCAUGCAGCCCGUCGUGUUGGUGGUGGAAGGAUUGGGGCGACAUGCCACGUUGCGCUUUGACUUUCGCCUUCCCGAGCACGUCCUCCAUCUCUUUCCUCGCGACGAAUUCGAUGUUGUUGUCGAUGGGGUGCCGCAUCGAGUCGCGUCCGACAUAGUCGGUUGCGGCGGGACGUAUGCAGUCGACUGGGCAUUCGAAUCGUCGGCGAUGCAUCGUGUGGCAGUGGUGCCGGUGGUUGUGCCAGCUUCGGACACCGUCGUGGUCCAACUCGAACCACCCGGCGUGUCGUACGUGCCGUCAUGGCCAUCCGUCGCUUUGAAUGUUGCCGUGAUCACACAUUCCAGUGCGACGUGCCAGCUGCAAGUCGAGCCCUGGUCCAGCCAUGCAGCACCGUCCAUUCAGUGCCAAGUCGACAUCCACGUGUUGUCGACCGCAGAUGGAUGGACAAUGCAAUGGCAUAAGGCCAUCGACCGAGAUCGCAGCUCGUCCUGCCAUCGAAUACACCUCGACAACCUGUCCAGCCACACGGUGGUUCCAGUUCGCGUGCGCCUUCGCGUGCGCCCCACCCACAUGUGGGAAGACGUGGUGACGACGCAGAUUGUCACAGCCUGUGGCGCCCUCAGCAUUGCCCCAACCGACAAUGGAGGGCUUCUGUUUUCAUGGCGCGAACCUUCUCCUGCCGUCGGUCUAUCGUAUGGUAUUCAGGGCUACAACGCCUCCCGCGGCAGUUUUGAAACAUGGUAUACAACGGAUCGGUCCCCUUUUGCAACCCCUCCACUGGCAAAGCCUUUCCAUUUGUUGCUCUUUCGCCUCCAAACCCAUGUCGAGUUUCACAUUCCACUCGACGGAGUCCCCCAACUCGCCCUCACCAACCCCGAUCCACCCACUCUCGAGACAGCCGUGGCACGCCACGCGAUUCUGGCGUACAAGAGUUUGAAUCUCGCCCACAUUCCUGCAGCCGACCGCCGACAGCUAACACCAGCGCUGUCUUCAUCUGCACACUUGAGCCUGGAGACGAUUCGGACGGCCGUCAAUGAUAGCGACGACACCACGUCAACGCAUCCUCCACCGGUGGCAGAUUUGAAAGUGCUCGGGGCGGCUGCGGUGAGCCCGCUGCAGCCCCACACAACGUAUCGAGCGCGGUUGCGUUGCACGUUGCCCAGCAACGGUGCGACCUUGACCUGUGCAAGCCAGUGGGUGCAUUUCACCACAGCCAAGGCCGCUCCCGACGCCCCCGCUGCAAUUUGCGUCGACGAAGUAUUCCUGCCGUAUCUUUCAUCCAUCCCGGCUACCAUGGCAUGUAGCUACGUGCGGGUGUCGUGGCAGGCUCCUCGAAGCAAUGGCGAGCCCAUUGCAGGCUACGCCGUCGAAAUGGCCUGGGCAGCGCCUUCCCAUGAGGGGGAAUGGACUUGGCACGGCGUGUAUGUCGGGCCCGCGACGUCGUUUUGCCCCACGGCCGGGCAAUUGCGAACCAUGCGCCGACCACUCGAGACCGUGGUCGCGUUUCGAGUGCAAGCUGCAAACGCAUUGGGAUGGAGCUCGUUCUGUCAAAGCGGGGGCCACGUGUGCAUUGGUUUGCCCCAAGCCGUCGCAGCCCUCGCUCCAGAAUGCAUCGCCCCACAAGACGCGCCCAACGCCAGCCUUGUCCGGUCCAAGCAAGCGCCUGCACAUUCCUUGCUGCCCCCCGUACGGCGGCGGCCUGCGGUGGACGAGAACUCGCCUUGCCAGGUGUAUUUGAACGCCAGGCAACACUUGGUCCUUCCUCGCACCACGUAUCAACAAGAGCGUCGCGCAUGGUACUUGGCCACGACAGUAGCAAGUGAAAAAUCCCCCACCACGACGCAAAGAGCCAUCUCUGUCUAUCGAUGCCCCAAGAAGCGAGGUCCGAAUCCAGCGACUUAACGACGUCGUUGGCCAGCACACUCAACACGCUGCGAUUAUCGGUCGUGCCAUGCUUUGGUUUCUCGUUUCGGUCGCUGCAAAUGCCUCUGUCUGCGACUCCCAGAGCAGGGCCGUCAACGUUGACGCUGGUGUCAAAGCAGCAUCAGCGUUGACAAAAUGAAAGAGUUUGAGGCACGAUUCAUGCAGAGAUCCGGUCAACAAUGUUCGCAGUGCGAA
This is a messenger RNA of Aphanomyces invadans, 4061 nucleotides long. RefSeq lists its product as hypothetical. Gene Ontology annotation, molecular function: protein binding. The coding region runs from base 18 to 3845 and encodes 1275 amino acids. Lineage: Eukaryota; Oomycota; Saprolegniomycetes; Saprolegniales; Verrucalvaceae. The record is from RefSeq and is a predicted model, not a curated record. The transcript is spliced from 7 exons.